Molecule: messenger RNA, 3026 nt
Organism: Falco peregrinus (peregrine falcon)
Lineage: Eukaryota; Metazoa; Chordata; Aves; Falconiformes; Falconidae
Gene: ANKRD13B
Product: ankyrin repeat domain 13B
Exons: 15
Coding region: 108-2078 (656 amino acids)
Cellular component (GO): cytoplasm
Molecular function (GO): protein binding
Source: RefSeq, a predicted model, not a curated record
CGGGAGGAACGCGGGCGGAAAAGGAAACGGGGCUGGGGGGCCCGAGCCUGCCGCCGCCCGGGGGGGCUGGGGGCCCCCGUGCCCCCUGCCUUCGCCCCUGCCCCACCAUGUGCCCGCCGGCCCAUGGGGGGAGCGGAGGCAGGAAGGGGCCGGAGGGCAGGUACCCGCUGCACUACCUCGUCUGGCACAACCGCGCCCGCGACCUGGACCGGGAGCUCAGCGCCAAGCAGGCUGACAUUGAGCAGCUGGACCCCCGAGGACGCACACCCCUGCACCUGGCCACCACGCUGGGCCACCUCGAGUGUGCCAGGGUGCUGCUGAAGCAUGGUGCCGAUGUGGGCAAGGAGAACCGCAGUGGCUGGACAGUCCUGCAGGAGGCUGUGAGCACCCGUGACCUGGAGCUGGUGCAGCUGGUCCUGCGCUACCGUGACUACCAGAGAGCCAUCAAGCGCCUGGCUGGGAUCCCCAUCCUGCUGGAGAAGCUGCGCAAGGCCCAGGACUUCUACGUGGAGAUGAAGUGGGAGUUCACCAGCUGGGUGCCGCUGGUGUCCAAGAUCUGCCCCAGUGACACCUACAAGGUGUGGAAAAGUGGCCAGAACCUGCGGGUGGACACCACGCUGCUGGGCUUUGACCAUAUGACCUGGCAGCGGGGCAACCGCAGCUUUGUCUUUCGGGGACAAGACACCAGCGCAGUGGUGAUGGAGAUCGACCACGACCGGCGGGUGGUCUACUCAGAGACGCUGGCCUUAGCCAGCCAUGACCAGGAGGUGCUGCUGGCUGCUGUGCAGCCCACCGAGGAGCAGGUGAUGGGGCGGUUGACGGCCCCCGUCGUCACCACCCAGCUUGACACUAAGAACAUCGCCUUCGAGAGGAACAAGUCCGGGAUCCUGGGCUGGAGGAGCGAGAAGACGGAAAUGGUGAAUGGGUACGAGGCCAAGGUCUACGGCGCGUCCAACGUGGAGCUGAUCACGCGGACACGGACCGAGCACCUCUCGGACCAGCACAAGGGCAAGAGCAAAGGCAGUAAGACCCCUCUGCAGUCCUUCCUGGGCAUUGCCGAGCAGCACGUGGGGCCCAACAACGGGACGCUGAUCACGCAGACCCUGAGCCACGCCAACCCCACUGCCAUCACCCCCGAGGAGUACUUCAACCCCAACUUUGAGCUGGGCAACCGGGACAUGGGGCGGCCCAUGGAGCUCACCACCAAGACACAGAAGUUCAAGGCAAAGCUAUGGCUGUGCGAGGACCACCCGCUGUCCCUCUGCGAGCAAGUUGCCCCCAUCAUCGACCUCAUGGCAAUAAGCAAUGCGCUCUUCGCCAAACUGCGGGACUUCAUCACCCUGCGCCUCCCGCCCGGCUUCCCUGUCAAGAUCGGUACGGGGGGGGGUCUUUGCUGCCAGCAUGGGUGGCACAGCCAGCUUCCCUCCCUGCUUUUGGUUUUUCCCUUUCCCGCAGAAAUCCCCAUCUUCCAUAUUCUCAACGCCCGCAUCACCUUUGGGAACCUCAACGGGUGCGAUGAGCCCGUCAGCUCCCUGCGGCACAGCCCCAGCAGCGAGGCACCCUCGCCCAGCAGCGACUCCUCCAGCGUCAGCAGCUCCAGCUCCCUGACCUCGUGCCGGGUGUGUGAGAUGGACCCGGCGCUGUUUGAGGUGCCGCGGGGGUACAGCGUGGUGGGCACCCACCAGGACGCCCUGCGGGAGGACGAGGAUGACCUGCUGCAGUUUGCCAUCCAGCAGAGCCUGCUGGAAGCGGGCAGCGAGUACGACCAGGUGACCAUUUGGGAAGCACUGACCAACAGCAAGCCGGGCACCCACCCCAUGUCGCACGAGGGCCGCCGGGGAGACAGGUUGGACUCCCCAGCACACGGCAGCUCCCAGGCCCCCCGUUGCCCCAGCCCCAGGGGGCGGCAGGGGGCCCAGCGCCCUGUUCCCCAGCUAUGCGGAGCAGCUACGGCUGGCCAUGGCACUGUCGGCGCGGGAGCAGGAGGAAGCCGAGCGCCGGACGCGGCAGGAGGAGGAGGACUUGCAGCGGAUCCUGCAGCUCUCACUAACGGACAAGUGACCCCGCGCCCCUGCUGAGCCCCCCCACCCCAAUGGGGCUGGGGACGCGGCCGGUGCCGUGUAUGGAGACACGGAGGGGGACUGGGGUGGGGGGAGCCAGCCCAAGAACUGCGGAGGGCAAAGGGGGAGGGGGGUGCAGGAUUUGGCCCUGGUUGAGGGAAAUCGUCCCCAUAGCCGGGGUGGUGCUGGGGGGGGGGGAGCACCCCACAGCAGGAUAGGGUGCGGGUGGGUGACAGCCCUGCAGCUGGGGUGGCAGGGACCAGGGGGGACAACCCUAUGGACUGUACCCCACCCCUGGGACAGUCCUAGCGCCCCCCCAACCGUCCUAUGGGGUGCUGCUCAGCCCCUCGCCCCGGGAAGGCGGUGAGGGGCACAUCCUGCCCCAGAUGGGGGGGGCCUACUGGUCACAGGGGGCCCUGGGGUGCCUGGGAGCCCCCCGGGGCCAUCCCAGCCCCCUCGGCCCCCCUGCCCAGGCGCUACCAAGUGCACUUACCCGGGAGCUGCUCUGCCUGCCAACGGGGGGGGCUCAGCCCCAUUGCACCCCACAGCCAGCGCGGGGCUGCACAGCCGCCCCCCACCCCAGCACGGGGGUCUGCUGGGGCAGCCAAGGGGGUGCUUGCAGAAGCCCACCCGGUGUCACCCCCACCUUAACUCCUGCUCGCAACCCCCUCCGCCCUGCUCCGAUGCCCCCCCUCCUUGGCAGCACUGCACCCCCUUGUCCUGGGCGCUGACCCUGAGAGAAACCUUAUGUCAAAUGGUGCUAACCCCCGGCCCCCCCACCCUGGGCUGCUCCUCCUUUGCACACGGGGGGCUGGGGGCUGUGGGGGGGGCUGGGCUCGCUCCCCUGGGACUUUUCGUAGCUGGCGCCCCCCCCUCAUGCACCCCUACAAGCGACAUCUGGGCCAGGGCCGAGGGAGCCUCAGCCGCUCCAACUGCGGCCACCACCAAUAAAUGCUCUUUAACGUU